AAGAAAUCGGACGCCUCGCCGAUUAUAAUCCCACCAAAACGCACGCUGCGUCGCCGGCGUCAGUAGAAAUCCGACUUCCGAGAAAGGAGGAGCUCUUCGCAUCUUUAUCUAUCCCCGCUGGGUUCCUGUUGUUUCAUCGAUCCGGGACUUUUGGGGAGAGGAAGAAAGGGGAAUCGCCGCGCAGGAGUGCCUCGAUCCGAUUGAACCAUUCCGAUCGACAUGGAUUUCGAGCUGCGUGUGGCUCGGGAGAAGUUGGAAAGGGAGCAGAGGGAGCGCAAGGCUAGAGCCAAGGCCAAGUUAGACCGGGAGCAGCGGGCCAAGGCUGAGGCCGCCCGCCAACGCGAAGCCAUCGAAGCCGCCCAGCGCGAUAAGCGCCUCGACGCCGCUCGCGCCCAACUCGAGGCAGAGCGGCAAAAGGAAGAAAGCAUGCUUCUCGGGAAUGGAAUUGUAUUUUCCCGAACUUUUGAAGCUGUAUCUUUUGAUGGCUUUGGAGACAAAAUCAAACUUCCACCUUCUUGCUUUCAAGAAUUGUCUGAUCAAGGUGCCCUGGAUAAAGGCCCCAUGCAUUUUAGGCUGUCGAUGGUUAAUGAAUCAGUUCCAUCAGAUUCUGAUGCUGAUGUCCAGAGUGGAUUCCGAUUAACUCAUUCAGGAGUUUUAGAGUUUACUGCAAGAGAUGGUUCAGUGGAACUACCUCCCCACGUAUGGGACAAUUUAUUCUCUGGUGUCUGUCUAGAUGUUCCUCUUAUCAAGGUGCGUUAUGUUAGCUUACCUAAAGGAACAUAUGCAAAAUUACAACCAGAAGGGAUGGGUUUUUCUGAUAUUCCCAACCAUAAGGCCGUGCUCGAGACAACUCUCCGUAGACAUGCAACUUUGUCUGAAGGUGACAUUAUUACUGUCAGUUAUGGUGAACUAAACUACAAGUUGAGGGUUCUUCAGCUAAAACCUGCUUCCAGUGUCUCUGUUCUAGAAACUGAUAUUGAAGUUGACGUAGAAGGACCUGACUCUGCUUCCAACAAUAUAGGGAAAGAUCGUGUUCUUACACCGCUUAUCAUGGGAAAGAUUGAAGAAGGAAUUGUUGAAAAAGGGGAGUGCAAUUACUAUAAGUUCAUUGUUGAGGAUGCUAUGAGAGAUAAAAUUGCAUCUGGUCAGAUCAAUAUUGAAAUAAAGCUCGAUGCAGAUGGUAAUGGAGAUACCAAUAUUUACGUAUCAAGGCAUCCAAUGAUAUUUCCGACCCAGCAUCGCCAUGAAUGGUCAUCUCAUGAGAUGGGCUCCAAGGCUCUGAUAAUAAGGCCAAAGGAUCUGAAUCUGGUUGCUGGUACCUAUAGCAUUGGUGUUUUUGGUUUUGAAGGUGUUACAAGGUAUAAAAUCUCUGUGGCUUAUAAAGACAACCUUAAGCAAAAGGUCGGGGAACAUGCUACUGUUCCAUCACAAGUUGAUGUGGAAUCUGUAGAAUGCCGAAAUUGCAAACAUUAUAUAUCCAGUCGCACCAUUUUACUCCAUGAAGCAUAUUGCAUUCGACACAAUGUUCUUUGUCAAUAUAAUGGUUGUGGAGUUGUUCUUAGAAAGGAGGAAGUGGCAAACCAUAUACAUUGUGAUAAAUGUGGACACGCCUUUCAGCAAGAAAAGUUGGAGAAGCACAUGAGGGUGUUUCAUGAACCACUUCAUUGCCCGUGUGGAGUGAUACUAGAGACGGAACAAAUGGUCGAACACCAAUCCUUGAUGUGCCCACUUCGUUUGGUAACUUGUCGCUUCUGCGGAGAUAUGGUCCAAGCUGGUGCCGCAGCAGCUGAUGCUCGGGAUCGUUUCAGAGGGCUCUCCGAACAUGAGAGUAUCUGCGGGUCUCGGACAGCUCCAUGCGACUCAUGUGGGCGUUCUGUCAUGCUGAAGGAAAUGGAUCUCCAUGUUGUUGCUGUGCAUCAGAAAAGCUAACUUAACUACCUCUGCCAUUUCAAAACAUUCAAAUUCAUCUUAGAUAUGGGCUCGAGUGUGCCACAAACUUUCAUGCAUCUUUUAUUCUGUAUUAUUUUGAAUGUACGAAAUCAAAAAGAUGACAGAUCUUUCCUUUUAAAAUUCCAA
This is a messenger RNA of Zingiber officinale, 2076 nucleotides long. RefSeq lists its product as uncharacterized. Gene Ontology annotation, molecular function: polyubiquitin modification-dependent protein binding. The record is from RefSeq and is a predicted model, not a curated record. The transcript is spliced from 3 exons. NCBI's taxonomy places the organism in Eukaryota, Viridiplantae, Streptophyta, Magnoliopsida, Zingiberales, Zingiberaceae. Gene Ontology annotation, cellular component: VCP-NPL4-UFD1 AAA ATPase complex. The coding region runs from base 220 to 1929 and encodes 569 amino acids.